Molecule: messenger RNA, 3364 nt
Organism: Periophthalmus magnuspinnatus
Lineage: Eukaryota; Metazoa; Chordata; Actinopteri; Gobiiformes; Gobiidae
Gene: tpcn1
Product: two pore segment channel 1
Exons: 26
Coding region: 481-2964 (827 amino acids)
Biological process (GO): monoatomic ion transport; transmembrane transport
Cellular component (GO): lysosomal membrane; endosome membrane
Molecular function (GO): voltage-gated channel activity; monoatomic ion channel activity
Source: RefSeq, a predicted model, not a curated record
GUGUCGUAAAGUGUUUCAGUGUCGCAAAAGUUUGACAAUAAAUAUACCUCCGAAAAGCUCGUUUAAAUGCCGUGAAUUUGUUACGACAUACUUUCAUGAGUUUAUUUAUGUCUUCAAUAGACUAAACCACCUACUAUUUACAACAGAAACAUUAUUUUCCAUGUGUUGAGCGGCGGUGUCUCGGUGGAGAUGUCUAGGAGCCACGGGACUGUCCUCUUCUUUUUAGCUCAGUGAGAUGUAACAAACCUGCACCAAAAGGAUCAAACUGCAGAUGAAAGACCGUUUGUACAAUCAGUAACUUGACUAAACUUUUUCUUUUUAAAAUCUGUUUUAAUAGCGUUUAUCAUAACUUUGUGCGGAGGUGCAGUUUUGGCUAGGAAUUGCUUAGCUUUAAGGAAAUACUAAAAUGGUCCGCUUUAAUGAAGUUAUGAAACUAACCCGAGCACCAUCCAGCUAACAGGAUAAUUUAGUCAGAACAGAAUGGAUACUGACGACGACGUGCCCCUCAUCCUGACCUGGGACGAGGCCAACAGUGGACUGCUCAGUGAGGACACGGACAGGUCGGAUGAGAAUGGAGGAGGAAGAGGCAACUAUGAUGUCAUGAACAAUGAAGUCAUAUCAACUCCUGGGCCCCAAAACCACAGAGCCCAAAAUGUUACUUUACGCCAAAGCUGGGAGAUGAACUACCAAGAAGCAGCCAUUUAUCUGCAGGAAGGGGAGAACAAUGAUAAGUUCUUCACCCACCCUCGAAACCCCAAAGCUCUUUCUGCGUACCUGUUUGCCCACAACCACCUGUUCUACAUGAUGGAACUGCUCACAGGCCUCCUUCUCAUGACCCUGUCACUGUGUGAGGCUCCGGCCGUGCCCUCACUACGGCUGGAUGUUUAUGUGCAUGCAACUCUAGAGCUGCUGGCUUUAGUUAUGGUUGCAUUUGAACUGUGCAUGAAAUUACGCUGGUUAGGUUUCCACACCUUUAUCAGGCACAAGAGGACCAUGGUCAAGACGUGUGUGCUGCUGCUCCAGUUUGUGGAGGCCAUUGUGGUUCUGAUUCGGCAGACCUCACACAUGAGGGUGACCCGUGCACUAAGACCCAUUUUUCUGGUGGACUGUCGAUACUGUGGCGCUGUACGCAGAAAUCUGCGGCAGAUUUUCCAGUCUCUUCCGCCUUUUAUUGACAUCCUUCUCUUGCUAUUAUUCUUCAUGGUUAUAUUUGCUAUAUUAGGUUUCUGUCUCUUCUCUACUAACACUGCUGACCCGUACUUCAACACUUUGGAGAACAGUCUUGUUAGUCUGUUUGUUCUGCUGACCACAGCAAAUUUUCCAGAUGUGAUGAUGCCAGCAUAUGCCAAAAAUCGUUGGUCAUGUGUCUUUUUUAUCGUUUAUCUUUCCAUUGAGCUGUACUUCGUCAUGAACCUACUUUUGGCAGUGGUAUUUGAUACAUUUAAUGAUGUUGAGAAAAUGAAGUUCAAAUCUCUGUUGCUCCAUAAACGCUCAGCUAUUGACCAUGCCUUUCAACUUUUAGUUAGUCGACAGAGGCCAUCAGGAGUGUCUUUAAAACAAUUUGAUGGACUGAUGCGUUUCUACAGACCUCGAAUGUCUGCUCGAGAUCGCUUCCUCACAUACAAAGCUUUGAACACCUCUGGGGCUCCUAUGCUCAGUUUGCAGGACUUCUAUAAGUUCUAUGAAGUGACCGGUCUCAAAUGGAAGGCACGACGCAGUGGAGAAUAUUGGUUUGACGAUCUUCCGCACACAACCUUUCUCAUUUUUAAGGGUAUCAAUCUGCUUGUAAAGUCAAAGGCCUUUCAAUAUGUUAUGUAUGUAGUAGUGGCCAUCAACGGAGUGUGGAUUCUAGUUGAGACAUACACUCUGAAUAGUGGAUUUUCCUGGUCCAGAUUUGUCCCUUGGAGUUACAUUGUCUUUCUCACAAUCUAUGGUGUAGAGGUGUUGUUGAAAGUAACUGGUUUGGGGCCAAUGGCGUAUUUCAGCUCUGGGUGGAAUCUGUUUGACUUCUCAGUAACAGUUUUUGCCUUCCUUGGCCUUAUUGCUCUUGCCUUUGACAUGGAGCCCUUCUACUUCAUUGUAAUACUCAGGCCAUUUCAGUUACUCCGGCUGUUUAAAAUAAAGCAGCGAUAUCGUAAUGUAUUGGACACCAUGUUUGAGCUCUUUCCAAGGAUGGCAAGCCUGGGUCUCACUUUAAUCAUAUUCUAUUAUUCCUUUGCCAUUGUGGGAAUGGAGUUUUUUGCCGACGUGGUUUAUCCUAAUUGCUGCAAUGGUAGCACUGUGGCAGACUCCUACAGACAAAUUAAUGUCACUGUUGGAAACAAAACAGUGUUAGAAGAAGGCUACUAUUAUCUGAAUAAUUUCAACAAUAUUCUCAGCAGCUUUGUGACUCUUUUUGAACUCACUGUGGUUAACAACUGGUAUAUUACUAUGGAAGGAAUCACCUCCAUGACAAGUCACUGGAGUCGUCUCUAUUUCAUGACUUUUUACAUAGUAACAAUGGUAGUCAUGACAAUCAUAGUGGCUUUCAUUUUGGAUGCAUUUGUGUUUCGUAUGAACUACAGCCGCAAGAAUCGGGAUUCACUGGAAAACCCUGAAGAUGAAAAUGGCAUUGUAUUUGAAGUGGAAGUAAGUCGUGAUGAAGCCUUGGUUACUCUAGACCUGUACAAACAAAUAUGUCCCGAACAUUCCUCUCUGAGCUCUCUUCAAGGCAUCAUUCAAGCCAUGGACAGAAAUGGGUACACAUCUUUAGUUUAUCUCGGCCGCAGAUCCAGAACAAAGAGUGACCUUAGUAUGAAAAUGUAUGAAGAAGAGAUGCAGGAGUGGUAUGCAGAUUAUUCAAGGGAAAUCUUACCACAACUUGACCAAAACAGGGAGCAAGAACUGGAUUGUCCGGUCUCCAAUAUGUCUCCCUCUCCAGAGCCUUGUCUCAAUUCACAGACUGGUCUGCACAGCAUUAACUAAGUUCACAUGUUAUAAUAACCACUUCAGUUUUUGAACUAGUAACACUCCAUAUACUGAGUUUAGUGCCUCAUGGGAAAUGGUACUGGAUCCAUUGUUCUUUUCCAAGAGCCUUCACUGGACUGCAUUAUUUUUGUGCCUAUGCUGGGAGUGUGAUGUAAGUCUUGCACUAUUCCCAAAGCUUACGUUUUAACUGCCAUUGGACCUGUAUUCAUAAUAGCACAGUUAAAUACUCAAAACCAGCAGAUACGUUCAAAGCUUUUAACUUAUGUGUAUCAAAAAACUAAUGUUUGCUAAUAUUAUUUUAAACUUUAUGUAUUUGAAUUAAUAACAUCUGAAUAAACCACUGUAGUUGUACUUGUAAAAAUAUUGUACAAAUUACUGUUCAAACAAAUGUUCAACA